UUUUCUAGUGUCAUCCACAAACUCACAAGUCACAAACCAUUUCCUCCAUUGUGAGAGUUUGUGUGUGUCUUCUCUUCUUGUGUGUGUAAAGCUUAGUAUUCAAUUACACACACACUUAAGGGAGUUAGAUAUGGCUGAUACAUGUGAAAAAAUGAGCAAGGGGCUACGUAAAAUUAAGCCUUAUCUUGCUAUGGUGUCCCUUCAAUUUGGCUAUGCAGGAAUGUACAUCAUCACUAUGGUUUCAUUCAAGCAUGGCAUGAGUCAUUGGGUACUCUCUGUGUACCGUCAUGUUAUUGCUACUAUCUUCAUGGCCCCUUUUGCCCUUGUCCUUGAAAGAAAAAUUAGGCCAAAGAUGACACUCCCUAUCUUUUUGAGGCUAGCGGUUCUUGGUUUCCUUGAGCCAGUGCUUGAUCAAAAUUUGUACAACUUGGGAAUGAAGAACACCUCAACAACGUUUGCAUCUGCCACUGUUAACAUUCUGCCAGCAAUUACUUUUAUAAUGGCAAUCAUUUUCAGGUUAGAAACAGUUAACUUGAAAAAAAUUCACAGCAUAGCAAAGAUAGUUGGAACAGUAGUAACUGUAUCAGGAGCAAUGGUUAUGACAUUGUACAAAGGUCCUGCCUUUCAGAUCAUUAAGGGACAAUCAUCAAACCAACAUGAAAGUGGAACCACUGAGCCAACUGAACAAAACUUUGUGCUUGGCACUAUAAUGCUCAUUUCUAGUUGUGGUGGUUGGGCUAGUUUCUUUAUCUUACAAUCUUUUACCCUAAAGAUGUACCCAGCAGAGCUCUCAAUGACAGCUUGGAUUUGCUUUUUGGGUAUCUUUGAAGGUGGAAUUGCAACUCUUAUAUUUGAACGUGACUUCAGUGUUUGGGCCAUAGGUUUUGACUCUAGGCUUCUUGCAUGUGUUUACUCUGGUAUUGUGUGCUCUGGAAUGGCUUACUAUGUACAAGGAGUUGUGACAAGAGAACGUGGCCCUGUGUUUGUUACUUCUUUCAGUCCUUUAUGUAUGAUUAUCACUGCUGCAUUGGGUUCCAUUGUCUUGGCUGAGCAAACACAUUUGGGAAGUAUAAUUGGAGCUAUUAUCAUUGUGUGUGGACUUUACACUGUGGUAUGGGGGAAAAGCAAAGACAGUGUGAAUACAAUUGAUGCACCAAAAAGUGAGGGACAAGAAUUGCCAAUUAAGGAUGGUACAAGAACAGGGUCAGACAUUUUUGAAAGUAUUGAGGUCAAUGUUCCUAAAGACAUGAAGGUUGCUGGAAUGAAUGUCAAACCAUGAGAGCAAGAUCAUAGUACCUUUAGACUUAACAUCAUCACCAAUUUUCCUACUUAAAUGAAAUCAAGAGAGAUUUUGUGCACUUGUACUAAUCUUUCCCAAUGCCCUUAGGGAUGCAUUUUCAUAUAUUUUUGCUUUUCUUUUUUGUUUAACUUUACUUCUAUGUUUCUGAAACUAAGAGUAUAAAUAAAGUAAUGUUUUUCUCCCUA
Molecule: messenger RNA, 1485 nt
Organism: Medicago truncatula (barrel medic)
Lineage: Eukaryota; Viridiplantae; Streptophyta; Magnoliopsida; Fabales; Fabaceae
Product: WAT1-related protein At1g44800
Exons: 7
Coding region: 131-1279 (382 amino acids)
Cellular component (GO): membrane
Molecular function (GO): transmembrane transporter activity
Source: RefSeq, a predicted model, not a curated record